Messenger RNA from Letharia lupina, 501 nucleotides. RefSeq lists its product as uncharacterized. The transcript has 2 exons. Lineage: Eukaryota; Fungi; Ascomycota; Lecanoromycetes; Lecanorales; Parmeliaceae. The coding region runs from base 1 to 501 and encodes 166 amino acids. The record is from RefSeq and is a predicted model, not a curated record.
AUGAAGCUCAGCAUCAGACACCUCCUCGCCUCGCCAAAGGAGACGAGCAUUCCCAUACUCCUUGUCUCGUCUGGCUAUUGGUACGGAAGCAACAUGCAGUCCCUGAUAAAUCAGAACAUGGUCUGUCCGUUGGCCCUGAGUAGGGAGUCUUCAGCAUCUGACAGCAUGUCCACAUCUCCAGCUUCCCUCUCCAGACAUCUCACCGAGCCUUACUAUAAGGAGACGCCUUACAGCGACAAUAAGAACGCUUCGCUCACAGCAAGUCUAUGGCACGACAUUGACAUCGAUAGCGGCGUCAUUACCCUAUCUGACGACUACGUCGCCUCCAAAGGCCUACUCCCAGCCCAAAGGUUCCCAUGGGACGCAACGAAAGGCAUCUACAUUGUCCACGGCUACCACAACCUCCACUGCUUGGUAACCCCCCCUCCUUUCCUCUCCCUCGACCUUGCCGACCAUCAAAUCGCUCUGACCGACCAUAGAAAAUCAUCUACAUCUCCAUGA